Acanthosepion pharaonis is the source of this 582-nucleotide messenger RNA. The record is from the annotation of a GenBank genome assembly. Lineage: Eukaryota; Metazoa; Mollusca; Cephalopoda; Sepiida; Sepiidae.
AUGUUCGCAUCUUCGGAGACAUCUAUCUGUCUAUCUAUCUUCGGAGACAUCUAUCUGUCUCUAUCUAUCUUCAGAGACAUCUAUAUCUAUCUAUCUAUCUAUCUAUCUAUCUAUCUAUCUUCAGAGACAUCUAUAUCUAUCUAUCUUCAGAGACAUCUAUAUCUAUCUAUCUUCAGAGACAUCUAUAUCUAUCUAUCUAUCUAUCUAUCUAUCUAUCUAUCUAUCUAUCUUCAGAGACAUCUAUAUCUAUCUAUCUUCAGAGACAUCUAUAUCUAUCUAUCUAUCUAUCUAUCUUCAGAGACAGCUAUAUCUAUCUAUCUAUCUAUCUUCAGAGACAUCUAUCUAUCUAUAUCUUUAGAGACAUCUAAUCUCUGUAAUUCUUUUCUUGAUUUUAGCAGGUCUUUAAGUCCAAUUUCGUGUAGCUUUCUUUGUACAGUUCGAAAUGACGUGAAGGUUCACUUCUCCUUUACUUUCUUCGCUGUCACCUUUUCUCCAGAUGAUAACAAUAGCACUCCUCUUCAUUCUUCUUUCUGUUCUCUUGGAAAUUGUUUUUUUUUUCGUCCGCUCUUCUUCCGCUCAUAG